Molecule: messenger RNA, 3750 nt
Organism: Bufo bufo (common toad)
Lineage: Eukaryota; Metazoa; Chordata; Amphibia; Anura; Bufonidae
Gene: TEX2
Product: testis expressed 2
Exons: 13
Coding region: 311-3547 (1078 amino acids)
Cellular component (GO): endoplasmic reticulum
Molecular function (GO): lipid binding
Source: RefSeq, a predicted model, not a curated record
GGAAAUCUGCAAAUCGGGGAUAGAUUAGCCGUGCCUUCUGGUGCUUGUCAGACGGCCCUGGGCAGAAACCGGCGACACCGGGUCUAUUGGCGGGGACAUGAGACACGGAGGCGAUGAUGGGACUUGUAGUCCGCCUCCAUAGUGAUGUCCCCACGGUGAGCGGCAGGUUCUGUGGACCCUCCUGUUUCAGUUGCUGACCAGUCCUGUACCUGCUGUUUGUGGCGCACGUUCUUGGCUCAGGCUUCUCUGAGAUGUGCCCCAGUGUCCUGCAGCAGAGGAUCGUGGGUCCUGAAACUCUUGUGAGAGUGCAAUGACCAGUCUGGACGGCAGCCAUGGAGACAAAGCACGCCAAGCCUCUGCCAAGACAACCGCACCCAAAGUGGAGGUCCAGCGUUCCAUUUCCCGAGAGACCAUCACCAUCCGCUUCUCAGCCAUGGGGAAGGAGGAGGAAGAAGAGGAAGAGACUCUCAGCGAGGACCUAGAUGACCAGAGCAUUGUAACUGCAGUGGAGGCCAGCGAGGACCUCUGCUUUGAUACCGGUACACACGUGAUCUCUAGCCUUGCUACCUCUCCCGCUAACGCCAUGUUAGAGCCUUCAUUGCCAACACUGCUACCUGCCGCCAAUCCAACCGCACCCACUGUCAGCUCCUUAGAAGCUCAACCCAAGUGCUUCAGCGCUGUGCCAUUACCCCUGUCAACCUCUCACAACAGUCUCGACUCGGCCAACGUGUUCCCUCCCACAGAGCAAAAGCCAUCACUGGUCUCCUCACCAUCCAAAGUGCUUGCAUUGACCAUGGCAUCCCCCACUGUCUCCAGCCCAAAGCCUUUCUUGAGCUUAGUCAAGUCUCUUUCGACAGAGGUAGAACCUAAAGAGUCCAGCACCUCCAUAAGGCACAGGCACUUAAUGAAAUCCCUGGUGAAAUCUCUGUCCACGGACACCUCCAAGCAGGAGGCAGAGGGCGGCUCGCACCGACCGGCCGACUCUAAACUCAACCUGCAACUGUUCAAGCAGUUUACACAGCCCCGAGUGACUGGUGGCGACUCCAAGACAGCCCCGUCUUCUCCUAUCACCUCCCCAUCCGAUGGGCGAUCCUUUUUCAAGGUCACUGAAGUGGAAGCCAAGAUUGAAGACACAAAGAGACGCUUCUCAGAGGUCAUCUAUGAGCCCUUCCAGCUGCUCAGUAAAAUGAUGGGCGACGAGUCUUCAAGCUACAGGUCAAAAGCCUUAUCUUCCAGUGCUUCAGAGCUGUCCAGCCUAUCCAGCCUCAAUGGUCACCUGGAGACGAAUAACAACUACAGCAUCAAGGAGGAGGAAGGAGACACCGAGAAUGAUUACUGCUCCCCUGAGUCCAAUUCUCCAAGGGAGGAGAAGUCUCCAGAACACAGAAAGGAACCUGUAAUGUCUCCAUUAGUGAGGGAUGCUGGGAGUAAGUCUGCCACCCUGGCUCUGGAGAAAUGCUCUCUGUCUGCUCUGGCCAGCAAGGAGGACGAAGAGUUCACAGAGCUUUACUCUGAAGACUUUGACUUUGAGGAUGAGGAGGAUGGUGCAGCGGAUUCUCCUGAGGAGGAGGCCAGGCUCUGUGCUUCCUCUGAAGAUGAGGGUGAUGUGUAUGUAGAACAAUGCGAAGUUCCCGUGCUAACUCUGUGCCUCCUCGUACUCUCCGUCUACGCUUAUUUUAUACUCCCCCUCCCCAGUUACUUUGAAGGACUCUGUUUGGGAAUGGGCUUUGGUUUCAUGGCUGCCAUCGCCAUGAUUUGGUUUUUUGCGUUUCCUCGUUCUCCACAUCGCUGCCUGCGCCAACACGAGACCCCAGUGGAGCCGCUGAACAUCACCGAGCCUGACAUAUGGAAGGGAUGGAUGAACGAGAUCCAGAGCUACGACCCAGAGACAUAUCACGCCACCAUGACCCAGUCCGUGUUUGUCCGCCUGGAAGGUUCCACGCUACGUCUGUCUAAACCCAACAAGAACGUCUCCCGUAGAGCCAUAUACAAUGAGGCCAAACCCGACGUCACCUAUGUCAGCCAGAAGAUCUACGAGCUGGUGGACAGCAAGGUCCAUCUUGUCCCGCAGAGUCUGGCGCGGAAGCGUCUCUGGAAUAAGAAGUACCCCAUCUGUCUGGAACUGGCCCGGCAGGAAGAUUUCAUGUCCAAAGCUCAGGGGGAUAAAGAGAGCACGGAGGAGAAAGGGGAGACCCAAGCCGAAGAUGGCAAGAAGAGCGGGGCCCCUGGGGCCAAGGACCAAGUGCUUUACCUGUUUGGGAGGUCAGGCAGAGAGAAGGAGGAAUGGUUCCACAGGUUUCUUCUGGGCUCCAGGAUGAAGGCCGACAUGAAGAAAGCAGGCGGAGCGGCAGCUUUGAAGUCAGGGCCCCUGCUCUCACACAGCAGGCAGAGCAGCCAGUCCGGGGCCCUGGGCCACAGCCGCAGCAGCAGUAAGGGCAGCAUGGAUGAAGUGAUGGCCCAGGCCCGGGCCAAGGAGCUGCCCGCAAACGUCCGGCAGAGGAUGCUACUGGACUAUGGUGUGUACAUGGCCCGGUGCGUCCCACAGGAGGAGAGGAGCCCGGACGAGAGCCCUGCCACCAGUGCCAACAGCAGCCCCACAGCAGCCAAGAAGGUGGUCGCGGAACAGGCGGUUCUGGAGGAGCAGGCCUGGGUCAACACUCUGCUCGGGAGGAUGUUCUGGGACUUCCUGAGGGAGAAGUACUGGUCCGACCUGGUGUCCAAAAAGAUCCAGAUGAAGCUCAGCAAAAUCAAGCUGCCAUACUUCAUGAAUGAACUGACGCUGACCGAGCUGGACAUGGGGGUGUCUGUGCCGAAAAUCCUGCAAGCCUUCCAGCCAACCAUAGACCACAGAGGUCUGUGGACGGAUCUGGAGAUUUCCUACAACGGAUCUUUUCUUAUGACUUUAGAAACAAAAAUGAACCUGACCAGACUGGGGAAGGAGCCGCUCGGGGAAGCCUUCAAAGUGGGCGAGAGCGGGAAAGAAGGCACCAGACCGAGGGCCUAUUACCUGGCAGACAGCGAUGAAGAGUCGUCCAGUGCCGGAUCAUCUGAUGAAGAAGAUGCAGCAGAGAUAACCAGUGACCGGCUGCAGACGCCCGGAGCAGAGGGGUACGUGGGGCCUCAUCGAACGAGCAAGAUCAUGAGAUUUGUAGAUAAAAUCACCAAGUCCAAAUAUUUUCAGAAGGCAACAGAGACAGAGUUUAUAAAGAAGAAGAUUGAAGAAGUGUCGAACACCCCGCUGCUGCUGACCGUGGAGGUGCAGGAGUGCAGAGGAACGCUGGCCAUCAACAUCCCCCCUCCCCCGACUGACCGCAUCUGGUACGGUUUCCGGACACCCCCACAUCUGGAGCUAAAAGCGCGGCCAAAACUUGGGGAGAGGGAGGUGACCCUCGCUCAUGUCACUGAGUGGAUCGAGAAGAAACUGGAGCAGGAGUUUCAGAAAAUCUUUGUCAUGCCAAACAUGGAUGACGUGUACGUGAACAUCAUGCACUCGGCCAUGGACCCGCGAUCCGGCGGAGAGGCGGAGGAGACGGCGGAGACUCAGUGAUGGCGGCCAUGCUGUUUACAGUGUUACAGACUUUUCUUUACCAUUGAUUUGUGCCUGUCCCCCCUCCCCCCCCCCCCCUCCCCGGAGUCGCACUAGACCCUGGGGGGGGGCACACGGAGGAGAGCCCCAUGUGUGAAGAAAGGAGCAGCGAGUAUGGAGGGAAUGUGCUGCAGCAUAACCCGUGGGGUGUAUAGAGGCCAUGA